Messenger RNA from Cyphellophora attinorum, 873 nucleotides. Its product is annotated as 3-oxoacyl-[acyl-carrier-protein] FabG. The transcript is spliced from 3 exons. NCBI's taxonomy places the organism in Eukaryota, Fungi, Ascomycota, Eurotiomycetes, Chaetothyriales, Cyphellophoraceae. The record is from RefSeq and is a predicted model, not a curated record. The coding region runs from base 1 to 873 and encodes 290 amino acids.
AUGGAAUCUCGCACGACGACAGCACGGCCGUCAUUCUUGGGGCUAGGAGGCCUCCAUGUUCUCAUCACUGGGAGUACAGGAGGGAUCGGCUCUGAAGCAGUCCGGGAGCUACUAGGCCAAGGCUGCAAUGUUACAGCUGUCGAUAUUCGACCCGUCAAGGAACCUUCAUCGCUGUUCUAUGCUAACAAUCUAGAGUAUUCUGUCCAGCUACAGACUCUGGAGGCGGACAUAUCAUCUGAAGCUUCGAUCAAGACUGCCAUCGAGACGGCGGCUGCUUCUCGCUUUGGGCCUAUUAAUGUGCUCAUCGCAAAUGCCGGAAUCACCGAUGAGCUCAACCACAUACCUAUCUGGGAGUUGCCACUCGAGCACUGGGACCGCAUCAACAACGUGAACUAUCGCGGUACAUUCCUGACAAUCAAGCAUUUCCUUGCAGCGGCCAAACGAGCACAAGACGAUGUCGGUAAUGGACAUCAGCUGGAGAACUUGGCCAUCGUAGUGACGGGCAGCGAGUGCGGCAAGUUUGGUCAGGAAGGGCAUGUCGACUACGCGACUGGCAAAGCCGGCUUGCAGUAUGGUCUUGUUCGGACGGUGAAGAAUGAAAUCAUUCGACUGAAUUCUUUGGCGAGGAUCAAUGCCGUGGCGCCUGGCUGGGUCAACACGCCUUUGAUUGAUGGCAGGCUGGACGACAAGUUUGAAGCCUGGGCGGAGGCUCAUUCGACAGUUGCAUUGAAGAAGAUUGCAGAGCCGACUGAUGUUGCGAGGACUAUGGCUUUCCUAGCUUCGCAUCGUGCUGCAGGCCACAUAUCUGGUCAGGUGCUGAGCGUGGACGGCGGCAUGGACGGCCGUCUGAUCUUCAAGCACCCGGAUCAAUAG